Molecule: messenger RNA, 1383 nt
Organism: Schizophyllum commune H4-8
Lineage: Eukaryota; Fungi; Basidiomycota; Agaricomycetes; Agaricales; Schizophyllaceae
Product: DUF605-domain-containing protein
Exons: 4
Coding region: 1-1383 (460 amino acids)
Biological process (GO): late endosome to vacuole transport via multivesicular body sorting pathway
Cellular component (GO): multivesicular body
Source: RefSeq, a predicted model, not a curated record
AUGGCCGCCGUCCCCCGCUUCCUCGGCCUUCAGCCCGUCACCCCGAACCUCAAGCCCAUCGUUCCCUACCUCCAGCGCGCGGAGGAGCUCCGCACAAAGGACCCAAUCAUGACCUACUGGUGUGCUUACUACGCCGCGCAGGUCGGUAUCGCACUGAAAGCGAAGGAUAACGCGUCGCGUGCGAUGCUAUUUGAGCUGCUGACGCUGCUCGAGAAGAUGAAGGAAGAGAUCGGCGCGAACGAUGCGAUCGACCUCGAAGCCGCCAGCUCUGCGUACGUCGAAAACUUCGCACUCAAGGUCUUCACCAUGGCAGAUAACGAGGAUCGUCGAGGCCAUGCAACACGAUCUACAGCGAAGAAAUUCCUGGCUGCCGCCAAUUUCCUCGAAAUUCUCAAGACCUUCAAGCCUGAAUAUGUCGAUUAUCACGAAGACAAGAUCCGAUACGCCAAGUGGAAGGCGAGCGAUAUAGCCAAGGCUAUCCGCGAAGGUCGCAAGCCUACACCUGGUCCCGCUGGCGGGGAGGAAGAGGACUUUGGCAUGCCUGAAGCUCCUACUGACACCGCCCCAGCCGCCGACGCCUCUGCCGAAUCGACGCCUCAAUCUGCCCACCAUACCCCACAAUCCGCUCCCUCAACUGCACCCACCUCCCCCGAUCUAUCUAACUCCACGCAACCCCCAGCCAAACGGUCGCCUCCCCCGCCGAAGAUUGACCUCCAGGACGAACACUAUCGCAAGCCACCCAAGGAUCAUCUCAGUGGCCUUCGCAAAUGGGGCGGCGAGAGCGAGCCGACGCCCGGGAGCUGGAGUACCGCUGCCACCCCUGGAUUAACCAGCCCAGGGCACCCGGACGACGAGCGCGGGCUGCUCGACGCUGGAAUCCUGAAGCACGUGCCCUCGGGCGACGGAGGGGCGAAGGCGGUGCACUUUGCGCCAUCUGAACCAUCAGUGCCGCCUCAGCCGCCACGGGCGUCAUCACCGCCGAGAGGCGCACACGGGCAGCCAUCUCCCAAUGGUCCCGGAACCCUGCACACCCUCGGCAGUGCUUCAUCGGGCGCGCAAGUUCCAUUGGGCUACGUGCAAGAUUCCGCCCCAGGCCCAUCGUCCUUACCCUCGCAUCAAGCUUCAGCAGUACCCCCGCCUCAACAUACCGUAAUCGCCCCUCAUACCGGCGUCGCACCUUCGGCUCCGUCCCCUCUUGCGACGAGCAAUUUGCGGACUGCGUCCGUGGCGGCCACAAAUGGGACGGAGACAGUUGAACUUACGCCACAAAUCAUCGCGAAGACGCAGAAGCACUGUCGCUUCGCCAUUAGUGCACUCGAUUACGAGGACGCGGAGCAGGCGAAGAAGGAGCUGCGCGCUGCGCUGGCUAUCCUGGGCGGAUGA